UUCCUUUUUUUUCUUUUUAUCGUUUUGUUGUUAAAAUUAAUCAAACGAGAGUUUAUUGACGCAUGAAAUAAAACAGCAUUGAAUACUUCGGCAAUAUUUUGUAUUGAGAAAUGUUGAGGAAAUUUUAAAUGUAAUAGUGGAUAGGAAAAUUGACGAAGUCUAUUUUUAUGUAAUUUAAUGUAAAUCAUAUGUUAAUUCGCUUUUGACGUUUGAAUAAUUUUAUGAUAAAGUCGCGGGUAUAUUAAUUUUAGUGCAACGGAUAAUUUUAGUUCGUGAUAUAUUUACUAUCACAAAAACAGUCUCAUUUCUGAAAAUAGAAUUAAUCACUAUUUAAAUUUAGAUCAAUUGCUAAGAUCAUAAUAAUCUUAAUUAUUACGUACAUAGAUAGCUACUUCCUAUUUGACAUAAUAGUUUGAUAGUCAUUCUCCGUUUCAUUGGUUUUCAAAUACUGUAUGAUUGCAAUGCGUAAUAAAUGAUAUACAUUUAGUUAUGUAUAAUAGUUAAUAGCCAUACUUUACAGGUAAUUCAAUAUGUCGCAUCAUUUUGUCACAGUUUGCGUAGUGUGCGUUUUAUGCGCCACGCAUAACCCUUGCUCAGCACACACCGAAUUGUCAACUGCGGGACAGAAAACUCAUAAUUCUGUAAACUCUGAAAAUUUACCAGGACCUAAUGAGCAGCUACAGCCAUCAUGGUUGCUAAUGAAAUUUAAAGAAUCGAAGGAGAAGGAUAAUAAGAAAACAAAUAUAAAUAAUUUAGGCACUUAUAAGAAUGGUGCUGUUAAAUUUUCUAAUAGUGUAUUAAACAAUAGUAAUGUUAAUAAAAUACCUAAUCUAUUAGUGCCAUCUACGGAUGAAGUUCAUACUAAAAGAAAAACCUUACAGAAUAUGAAGGUUGACAAAAAUGUUCAAGCUGUUCAUGUUCCAGCGAUAGAGGAAAGUUUUACAACUUUAAAAGAUUUAGAAAUAAUGGAGAGACUAGGACAGACUGAAAUAAAUUACAAUAAAGAAUUGAAAUCUAUACGAUCUACAAAAAAUCCCAGUCCUAUCACUGUGAUCAGAAGGAAAAGAAAUGUAGAUGUUAUAGAUGAAAAAUACUUUAUGAAAAAAAUUUUUGAAACUUAUGGAGAUGGUACUAGCGUGACAAUGGAUGGUUUUGAGAAGCUAUUAAGAAAACUAGGAUUAUUGAGAUUAUUAACAGAUAUAUCUAAAUUGGAGGACCUUAAUACUAUUACUAGUCAUGAAAAUCCAUUAGAGAAAUCCAAGAACAUGCAAAAUAAUGGCCUAUCAGACUAUGAGAAUGGUGUUAGGAAAGAGCGGUGCUUAAAUAGCAAAGAAUUAUUAAGUUCUGUUGCAAGAGAUAUGCCCUACAAUUCCAUCACUAAUAAUAAUACAACAUUACCAAGUUGGCUUUUUGAACGUGUGUGUCCAGCUCUUGUUUACCAAUUAGCAGGUGAAUCGAGUUCAGAAAGAAAUGGAUGCAUUCUUGUACCAGAGAACUAUAAACCAGUAAUAGUUAGUAAAUACCUUGGAGAAGAUGUAUCACGUAAUAUGGUUCAAGUGUGGGCCUAUUCUAUAAUCAGUAUUCUAAUAAUAAGUCUUUGUGGUUUAUUUGGUGUAGCUGUUAUACCUUUUAUGGGUAAAAUUUACUAUCAUCAAUUACUACAGUUUCUGGUUGCUCUUGCUGUGGGAACAUUAUGUGGUGACGCUCUAAUUCAUUUAUUACCUCAUGCAAUGAUGUCCCAUGAUCAUAGUCACGAUCAUCACAGUCACGAUGAUAACGAUCAUGCUGAUAUGGAUCAUAAAGAACAACAUAAUAUAAAUAUGUGGAAAGGGGUAGUUGCAAUGAUGGGGCUCGUACUAUUUUUUUUUACUGAAAAAGCUCUAACAUUAGUAGCAGAAUGGCGAAAGCUUCGACAACGUCGGAAUAAGCUCCCUUCGCGUGUUAGAGUAAUGCGAGAAACAGAUGGACCAAACAGCAAUGUCGUUGGUGAGAAACUGUGCAAACAUAAAUAUUCAUCAUAUCCUUAUUGUUAUGGUGAAAUUAACACUGAUACUCAAGAUAAUCAUCAUAAUCGUCAACACAAUAAUCAUGAAAGACCUCCCGUUAUCGAAGAGGAAAAACCAUUAACAUCAAACUGCAAUUCAGUUUCAAAAAUAAUGACGAAUGAUGUGGAAAAGAAACCAAAUGAAGACUGGAGAUUAGACGAUUCAAUUGUAAAUACUAAGAAAAAUACUGAUGGUGCUGACAUACCACUAAACAAAUCUGAAAGUUAUACUGUUAUUAUACGCGAACAUGAAACCAAACAUCAUGGACACACUCAUUCCCAUGGUCAUGUACAUUCUGCACCAGAAUCUAUGUCAAGCGUUGCUUGGAUGGUAGUUAUGGGCGAUGGUUUGCAUAACUUUACAGAUGGUAUGGCUAUAGGUGCUGCUUUUUCAGCGAACAUAGCAGGUGGUUUUUCAACGGCAAUAGCUGUAUUCUGCCACGAAUUACCUCACGAAAUAGGGGACUUCGCGGUUUUGUUAAAAGCCGGAAUGAGCGCUAAGCAAGCUGUAUUUUAUAAUCUGUUAUCUUCCGUACUCUGCUUAUUUGGAAUGAUAUUUGGUGUGUUAUUGGGUAGCACUCCUGCUGUGAGUAGCUGGAUGUUCGCAGCUGCUGCAGGAAUGUUUAUAUAUAUAGCAUUAGUAGACAUGAUUCCAGAAUUAUCUUCAAGUCAUUCUGCAGAACGUAGUUCUCAAUGGCAAUGUAUUCUACAAGGGUUAGGGCUAUCAUGUGGCCUUGGAAUAAUGUUAAUUAUAGCACUUUAUGAACACGAUCUUAAGACUAUGUUCAGUGAUUAAAUUUACAACGACUGACAACUUUUUAAACAAUGCGUAAGAUUUUCUGUUGACAGCAGCAUACUUUGUUGUUAAAAAGAAAAAAAAACACUUAAUAAGGUACUAUAACGGAAUAAAUGCUAAAUGUUUUAUAACAUUUAUAACGUUAAGAGUAUUCGAUGCACAAGAACGAAUGAAAUAGGCAACUUGAAGAAACUUAGAUAAUUCAAAUACAACGACAAUAUUUGAAGUAUACUUGUUAGAAAUCGUAUUUGAGAUAUUGUGUUCUAUUAAAGUAACAUAAAAUGCAAGGAUCGAGACUAAGAUUUAAAUACUUUGAAAUUUAUUGGACAGAACAUUAUGAAGAUAGGUAAAUAUAGUUAAUUAUUAUUGGAUAGUCUUUGAUAUAUUGCUUACUACAAUUAAAUGAAUUCGUGAAAAUGUCAUGCGAUUAUCAAUUGACUACAAUUAAGUAUCUUUGAAAACAAAAUUUACAUAAACAUUUUUGUUUGUAAAUAAUGUUUUACGAUCCUAACAAUUGCAAUAAUUACGCAACAAACAAAUUGAAAUUUACAAUUUUAAUUUUACCACCGAUUGCUUGGCAUUUACACAAUUUGUCUAUGCUUUAUAACUAUUAGUUCCCAAGUUUAAUUCUGAUAUAUUUAAUAAUUGCAUCCUUUGUCUUGGUACAAUAAUUUAGAUACUAUUUCAGAUAAAUACCCCUUAAUUGAAUCGGUAUCACAUAUAAAUGCUGUCGUCAAAGAUGUAUUAUUGAAAUUAUCAAAGUCCUCUGUAUCUUUUAAGAUAAUUUUAAAUUCAAAGUAGAUAUAUGUUAGUUGAGUCAUAAAACUUAUAAUAAAGCUAAAAAAAGAUAAUGGUAUUAAAACGAUAUGAAAUUAUAAAAAACUAGAUAUAUUCGUUGAUCACAAUUGCAUUUUAUUGAGUUUACAGAUACGUUCAAUUUUAAAACUUCGGUGCUCCUUCAGUUAAGCUCUUGUAUUAUAAUUGUUCUACAUUGUACUAUAUACAAAGUUUCGAUUUAUGAUGCUACAAAAAAAGGUGCAUAUGCGACUUUUUGUUUUAAUAAUUGAUGGAAACAAAUUUUAUGAAAUAAGGUAUUUACAGGUAACUCUGUAGCAUGUUCUAAUUUUAUCUAAUGACAGAUACGCUUGCACAUCAAAGUAAUUUUGUCAAAUAUUGAACUAAAUGAACAUAAAUGGUACAAAAAAAUACUACACCAUUCACAAAUGAUUGGAUAAUAUUAAAAUUUUUAAAGUAUUCUCAUACUGUCACAGUAAUUACCAAGCUUUUUUUAUGGGUAAUUACUUAUAAUUCUAUGUACAUAUCUGCAUGUCAUACCGUAAUAUACAAUUGAAACUUAAAAUCCAAAUAAUUGUAGCUAUAAAUCUAAAUAUUUUUAGCUGUACUCGCAUAAACUAA
Messenger RNA from Nomia melanderi (Alkali bee), 4256 nucleotides. NCBI's taxonomy places the organism in Eukaryota, Metazoa, Arthropoda, Insecta, Hymenoptera, Halictidae. The record is from RefSeq and is a predicted model, not a curated record.